UACAAGGUCUUACGCCUCAAAUAGUCGCCGGUUCUGGACAGAAAAUUAGGAAACUAAUCAAAUCAAGGAAUAUGCCUUCAACAACCAUUCCUAUGUCCAUAGAGAAAGUCAUAUAUGGGUAAGGAGGAGAAAGAGAGAGAAACGCACACAAACAAGAGAUUUACACAGAGUGAGAAAUGGGUUUCCUCUAUUAUCCCCAAAGAUUGAAAUCUCAAUCUCAAACAACCAUUACAUGCCUCAUUCUCUUGUCUUCCUUGGUGGCAAAGUCCUUCUCAGAAAAGCCAACAGCGUAUGAAGUCAUUGAGGACUACGACUUUCCUAUGGGUAUCUUACCCAAAGGUGUCACAGGGUAUGACUUGGAUGAAUCAACGGGCAAGUUCUCUGCUUAUCUGAAUGGGACUUGUAACUUUUCUAUUGAAGGUUCAUCAUAUCAAUUGAGCUACAAAUCCACCAUCAAAGGCCACAUAUCACAAGGCAAGCUCUCAAACUUGCAGGGUGUAAAAGUAAAGUUGUUCUUCUUCUGGGUGGACAUAGUUGAGGUGGAUCGGCGCGGCGACGACCUCGAGUUCUCGGUGGGGAUAACAUCUGCUGGGUUCUCCAUUGAUAACUUUGAGGAGUGUCCUCAAUGUGGGUGUGGCUUCAAUUGUGGCAGUGGACAAGUAAGCAAGCUCAGAACAAAUCUAUUAGGUGUUUCUUCUUCUUUGUGAGAUUUGUAUAAGAGAGGCGUAGUACUGAAAUUUAAAAUUUGGGGUUUUUUUUUGUUGUGAUUAAAGGAAAUGGGUACUACUAAUUUUCUUGAAUUGAUGUUGUCUUUGGUUGAUUUGUUCA
Cornus florida is the source of this 828-nucleotide messenger RNA. RefSeq lists its product as uncharacterized. The transcript has a single exon. Lineage: Eukaryota; Viridiplantae; Streptophyta; Magnoliopsida; Cornales; Cornaceae. The coding region runs from base 177 to 707 and encodes 176 amino acids. The record is from RefSeq and is a predicted model, not a curated record.